Chironomus riparius is the source of this 5346-nucleotide messenger RNA. The record is from the annotation of a GenBank genome assembly. Lineage: Eukaryota; Metazoa; Arthropoda; Insecta; Diptera; Chironomidae.
AUGAAAUUAAGGAUUUUUCUUAUUUCUGCUUAUUGCUGGAUUUUUUGUGAAAGUAUUUUAAAUCAUUUUGACAAAAAUAAAGAUGUUCAUAUAAUUACUAAUGUUCUACAUGAAGUGGCUGACGAAUAUUUAUUGAAAGAAGACAAUCAACUUAACAUUGUUACAAUUGAAACCAAAUCACAACUUUUAAUGGAAGUUUCCAGGAAUUUUGUUGGAAAAGCCAAAGAAAAGUUUUCAUUUCAAACAAUCCAUCAUAAAAGUUUUUUAUUAAACAGUAACUCAACGUUGGCAAGUUCAUCAUUUUUAUUUAUGGAGCGUACAAGUACAUUAAGAGACAUUGAGCAUUUUUAUGAGAUUGAACGUAAACAAAAUCUACCAAUUAAAUAUUUUGCUUUCAUUUCUGAUUUAACUUAUGACGAACUUAAAACUUCGAAUAUUUAUAAAUUCUACAUGAGAAUACCAAUGAUGAAGAGUGCAAUAUUUCUCUAUACAUAUUUUAUUACAAAUGAUGUAGACACAGUGACAUUAUCAACAGUUGAAUGGUUCAGUCCUUAUAGAUGCAAUCGUGCUCACUUAACUAAGUUGAAUUCAUUUGACAAGAAAACAAAGAAAUGGAAUUCAAAACUUAAAUAUUCUGAAAAAUUCAUGAAUUAUUACAAAUGUGAAUUAGUCAUGAUGCUGCCAGUUCCACAACGUGAAGGAUCACUUCAUCAUGUGUCUGGAUAUGCUUUUGUGAAUAAUGAACAAACAGGUUUUGAGAUUCAUGGAGUUUCUCCUGUUAUUGUUGAGAUCGCAUCAAAAUUUCAUAAUUUUACAUCUGGUUAUCAACCAGUGUUUAUGAGACCAAAAUGGCUAAGGUCAUUUCAUCCAGAACCUAUUAAUCCAGUACUGAUAAAUAAAUCCUUUAAAUAUUCAAAUAUUUAUUUUGAAAUUGCACCAAUUGAUGUGGUCAACACAGAAUUAAGGAUAUCAAAAGUAGUUGCGAAUCUAAAUGGAUAUAUGCUUGUUACUCCUGGUGAGAGAUUUACACCAUAUGAAAAGUUUUUACUACCAUUUGACGCCACAACUUGGAUUUUUUUAGCAAUAACAUUUUUGGUAACUUUUGUGGUUAUAUUUAUAGUGAAUUAUUUAACUUUACAUGUUCAACAAAUCGUUUAUGGAAACAAUGUAAAAACACCAACUCUUAAUGUGGUUAGAAUAUUCUUUGGAAUGGCUCAAAUGAGAUUGCCAAACGAAAAUUUUUCAAGAUUAAUUUUAGUAAUAUUUGUUUACUUUUGCUUAAUUUUUCGUACAUGUUUUCAAAGCAAAUUUUUUGAAUUUAUGACAAGUGAGCCAAGACAACCACCACCUAGGACUAUUACAGAUCUUAUUGAUAAAAACUUUUCAGUUUAUGCAACAUCAAGCAAUAUAGCAGCAGCUGGGGGCAUUUUCAGGAUUGAAAAGUGGCCAAAUAUAACAGAAGUAACUGAAAAAUACUUCAAUUAUGCAUAUUUAACUCAAUCACAAAAUGCUUCAGCUAGAAUGGCACUAGCUACUGAUGAGUUUUACAUGAACUUUUUUGAUUUACAGAAGAAAAAGAGAAUUCAUGACUGGAAAAAACUGGAAUACACUACCUUGUGGUCAUCAUAUGAUGUCUUUAUCUUUCAUGGAACUGCUUUUUACUUUAGAAUGUUGUUUAAAAUCAUUGAUAGCUUAAUACCAACUGGAAUUAUGCAUCAUUUAAUACAAGAACAUUUUACAAAAAAGUUUAAAUUUCAAAAAGUUCAAAAAAUACCAAGAAUUCUCAAUGUUAAUGAUCUUUUAUUUGGUUUUAAUAUUUGGCUCGGAUUCUGUGUGAUUUCUUUCAUUGGAUUUGUUUUAGAAAUUUUGACAAAACUUUUGAAAAAGCCAAAAAAAAUGAAAUAUGCAAAAAUUCAUCCAAGCUUCGAAGAUAAAGAAAUAGAAGUUUUUACGACAAUUAGUCCAGAUUUGAUUAAGAAUUUCAAAACUAAGAAAUAUCAACAAACGGAAAAGGAAGUUUUUGAAGAAAAUCAAAAAACAAAUGAAAAUAACAAAUUUGAAGAUGAUAACAUUGAGGAUCUGAUUCUUGAAUAUUUGUUAAAAACUUCAGUAUUUCUAUUUUUUGAGUCACUGGAAAAUUAUGGAGAAAUUGAAAAACUUUACCAAGUUGUUCGGAACUAUAAUCAGCCAAUUAAGUACUUUGCUUUUAUUCCAAACUUAACAUUUGACAAACUUAAUUCCUCAAAUAUUUUCGAAAUUUAUGGGCGAAUUCCAAUAUUUGCUAAUGCAAUAUUUCCUCAUGCUUACUUCAUUACUAAUGAAGUAGAUACAGUGACAUUAUCAACAGUCGAGUGGUUCAGUCCACAUGGAUGUAAUCAUCCAUAUCUUCACAAAUUGAACGUGUUUGAUAAAAAGUCACAAAAAUGGAACUCAAAACUUAAAAAUUAUGAAAAGUUUUUGAACUAUCACAAUUGUGAGCUCGUCAUGAUGCUUCCGAUUCCUUUUGGAGAUGGAUCUGUUUAUCAUGUAUCUGGAUAUUCAAUUCCCAACCAAGCUCUCACAAAUUUUGAAAUUCGUGGAAUAACGCCAAAAAUAUUUGAAAUUGCGGCACAAUAUCAUAAUUUUAAUGCUGAAUAUCAGCCUGUUUUGAUAGAAGACAACUGGAUGUUGAAUAGACAACGACAUAUACCUAAAAUAAUUGGUAUUAAUGGUUCUGCUAAAGAAAUAGAUGUGUAUUUUGAAAUUGCUCCAGUAAAUUCAGUCAAUACAGGUUUGAGGAUAUCAAAUGUAGUGACAAAUUUAAAUGUUUGGAUGUUUGUGACUCCUGCCGAAAAGUAUUCACCAUAUGAGAAGUUUUUCCUACCAUUUGACUUACCAACAUGGGUUUUGUUGCUCAUAACAUUUCUAAUGACAUUCGUUUCAAUAUUCAUUAUUAAUCAGCUGUCAAAAUCUGUUCAGAAUCUCAUCUACGGGCAAAAUAUCGAGACACCAAUUUGGAAUGUGAUUAGUAUCUUCUUUGGAAUUUCACAGACUAAAUUGCCAAGCAAAAAUUUUUCUCGUUUCAUUUUAACAAUUUUCGUUUAUUUCUGUUUAAUUUUUCGAACAUGUUUUCAAAGUAAAUUUUUUGAAUUCAUGACGAGUGAGCCAAGACAACCACCACCAAAAUCUAUUGAAGAUUUGAUUGAUAGAAACUAUACUGUAUAUGCUUUGAAAGCAACUUUGUAUCUCUCGCAAACAAAAGAACAUAAAAAAAUACAAUUAAACAUCCAAGAAGCGAAUGUACAAUUUUUCUCUACUGCAUUUUUAACUCAAUCGCAGAAUUCAUCAGCAAAAAUAGCACUUUCAGUUGAUGAUUAUUUCUUAAAUUAUCACGAUUCAUUAUCGAGAGAAAGAAAUUACGAGUGGAACAAGAUUGACAAUUUCGUGUUUUAUACAACACAAGAUGUGUUCCUAUUUCAUGCAAAUGCUUAUUACUUCCACGUAACGACAGAAUUCAUGGCCAAUGCAAAUGAAAACUUUGCUUAUAAUCUGAGGUCAUUUAAAGUAAACGAUAUUAAUAAUCUUUACAUUUUAACAAAUCCAAGUUUUUUAUUUUUCGAUUCUUUGAACAAAUUUGAGUACAUUGAGCAAGUUAUUGACGUCAUUCAUCUCCGAAAUCAACAAAUUAAACAUUUUGUGUUUAUUCCAAAUUUGUCAUUUAAAGAACUUCAAUAUUCAAGUAUAUUUGAGUCAUAUGAUAGGAUACCAUUGCACAGAAAUGCCGUAUUUAUGUACACAUACUUUAUCACAAAUGAAAUAAAAACAGUGACAUUGUCAACUGUUGAGUGGUUCAGUUCUUAUGGUUGCAAUCGUCCACAUCUGCAUAAAAUAAACUUUUAUAAUAAAAAAUCAAGGAGUUGGAAUAAAAAACUUAAAGAUUACGAAAAAUUUAGGAAUUUUCACAAUUGUGAGUUAGUCAUGAUGUUGCCAACUCCACUUGAUGACGGAACACUUUACUAUGUGUCCGGAUUUGCUUUACCUAAUCAACAGCACACGAAUUUUGAGAUUCAUGGAAUAUCAACAGUGAUUUUUGAGAUUAUGUCACCACUUCAUAAUUUCACAGCUACGUAUCAACCAGCAAAUAUACGACCAGAUUGGAUAAAACUUAUUGAAACCAUCCCACCUGAGCUAGUCAUGAUAAAUGAAACUAUUAAAGAGCCCGAUAUAUAUUUUGAAAUUUCACCUUUAAUUGUUUUUCACAAUCGUUUACAAAUCUCAAAAGUUGUAACCAAUUUGGAUAUCUUAAUGUACGUAACACCAGGUGAAAAGUACACACCAUAUGAAAAGUUAUUUCUUCCGUUUGAUAUGCUGACGUGGACUUUGCUGGUUGUCUUCUUCCUAAUCACAUUUUUAACAAUAUUGUUUAUAAAUCAAAUGCCAAAAUCAGUUAAAUAUCUAGUGUAUGGAUACAACGUUACUACGCCGACAAUUAAUGUUAUCAGAAUAUUUUUUGGAAUUUCACAAACAAAACUGCCGGAUAAAAAAUUUUCAAUGUUCCUUUUCAUAAUUUUUGUUUACUUUUGCCUAAUCUUUCGAACAUGCUUUCAAAGUAAAUUUUUUGAGUACAUGACAAGUGAACCAAGAAAGCCAUCACCAAAGUCAAUUGGAGAUUUAAUCGACAGAAAUUACAGAGUCUAUUCAAUGCGGGCAACCAGGGAUGCAGCUAGCGAUAUCAAUCGAGUAGAAAGAUGGCCGGACAUCAUAGAACUAGAUGCUCAUUUCUUCCUUGACGCUCUUCUUAAACAAUCACAAAAUGCAUCAGCUAAAAUGGCACUUGCUGUUGAUGACUAUUUUUUGAAUCACAUUGAGUCUCAAGUUAAGAAUAAGAGUUACGAAUGGAAAAAACUUAAAAAUGUUGUUCUGUUUAGAACCUAUGAUGUUUUUAUAUUUCACGGUGCUGCUUGUUAUGCAAGAAUAUUGGAUAACCUAAUAAAUAAUUUGGUAGCAACUGGAAUUAUGAAGCAGUUAAUUGAAAAUUUUUAUACGAAAAAAUGGAACUUUGCAAUAGUUAAAGACCUUCCACAAGUUUUAUCAGUGGAUGAUCUUUCGUUUGGAUUCAACAUUUGGCUAGUAUUCUGCUUGGUUACGAUUUUUACAUUUCUUGGUGAAAUUUUAUGCAAGUUUAUUAGAAAAACAAGAAAAACCAAAAAAAUUAAUUUUGCAAAAGUUCAUCCUGAUUCUAAACACUGCAACCAAAUUAAUAGAAUUCUGAAACCAGAAUUGAUUGUGAAAUUUAGAACUGAUUCGAAACAUAAAGUCGAUGAUUCAGAAGCUUCAGGAACAGAAAUCACAAAUACCAAAAUUUAA